Linum tenue is the source of this 1477-nucleotide messenger RNA. The record is from the annotation of a GenBank genome assembly. NCBI's taxonomy places the organism in Eukaryota, Viridiplantae, Streptophyta, Magnoliopsida, Malpighiales, Linaceae.
CCCACUUUUAGGGUUUGUUUCAUAUCAACAGUCCGGGAAGCAGGAGCCUUUUUGAGCGGCGCAGACGAACCCAACUCUCUCUCCAUCUCUGGUUUCUGAAUCCUCCAUCGCCGCCGAUUACCCUUCCGCGCCGUUCCAUCUCUGGCCGUGGCUAGCAGAGGCGAAACAAAGAGGAGCUAGAGAGAAGCGAAGUUUCACUGGUUCAGCUACCACUUUGCUCACAGCUUCGGAUUCUCAUAAAUAUUUCAUAUGGGCUCGGAAGCAUUUGCAGCUGUAUCAGUCGAGAAAAAGAAAUCGAAGAAGAAACGAACAGCGUCCCAUUUGGAUGAUCACACGACUUCAGAUCAUAAUGAAGCUGUGGAUGGAGUCCUGGUUGAAGAUGAUGAUUCACUUGAGCCAACGAUGGGUGAGAAACUUGCGAGUUUAGAGUUAAAAGAGGGUCCAACCAAGAGUGGGGAGGACCAAGAAUUGAUACCUGGCGAAAAACCUCCAAGUGCUGAUUCAGUCAACAUUCUGCUUAAGCAAGCGCUUCAUGCUGAUGACCGCUCGCUUCUCCUAGAUUGCUUAUAUACCCAAGAUGAGAAGGUCAUUGCAAAGUCAAUCUCUACUUUGAGUAUGGCGGACGUCCUCAAGCUGUUGCACUCUCUCGUAACUAUAAUCGAAGCCAGGGGUGCAAUUGUGGCAUGCGCUCUUCCGUGGUUGAGAAACUUACUUCUUCAGCAUGCUAGUGGAAUAAUGUCUCAGGAGUCUUCUUUUCGGUCUCUCAACUCUUUGAAUCAGGUGAUUGAUUCAAGAGUGUCAACCUUCCAGUCGGCUCUUCAGUUGUCAAGUCACAUAGACUCAUUAUAUGCAGGGAUUGUCGAUGAUGGCCUUGAGGAAGACGAACCAGUAGUUCCGAUAAUUUACGAGGAUAACGACGAAAGUGAUGAAGAUGAAGAAGAAGAUGAUGCGAUGGAGACGGACGAUGAAGACAGCGAGCAAAACGAACCCUUUGAUGGCCUGAUUGAAAGUGAAGACAGCGAGGGCAUGGAUGAUUUGAUAUAAGGCGCCCUAACGCCUUUGAUAAAGUCAUAUCAGCAGCGUCAUAUAUGUGCUGUUUAUGCAGGCCUAGGUUUCACGUUGAAUGACACCUAAGCGAAGCGAUCUCUUCUUCGUAGAGCAGUGUCAGUUCAUCUGUUCGCUGCAAUUUUUUUCCGUUGUUUAUUAUGUCAGUUAGAGAAAAGUUUUCGAGAGAACCCGCUAUACGGCGGUUGCAUUUUGUGUACACACGACUGGCUUGGGAAGAUUAAGUUGGCCAUUAUCUGCAGCAUUUGGCAACGCAGAAGCCAAAAGUUUUGACAUUACCAUCGGAGUAAGUUUCUAGACCUGUUUGAAAGGCUAGCAACCAUUGUAUAAUCUAUCUCCUAAACCCAUAUAAUAUCCGUAAUAGUCGAGCUCUAAUAUGUUUCGACUCCUCAUUGCUCGUAGAAGAGGCCAC